This is a messenger RNA of Pleuronectes platessa (European plaice), 1138 nucleotides long. RefSeq names its product NFU1 iron-sulfur cluster scaffold homolog (S. cerevisiae) (gene nfu1). Lineage: Eukaryota; Metazoa; Chordata; Actinopteri; Pleuronectiformes; Pleuronectidae. Gene Ontology annotation, cellular component: mitochondrion. Bases 48 to 806 code for a protein of 252 amino acids. The transcript has 8 exons. The record is from RefSeq and is a predicted model, not a curated record. Gene Ontology annotation, biological process: iron-sulfur cluster assembly. Gene Ontology annotation, molecular function: iron-sulfur cluster binding; iron ion binding.
GUCACUUCCGGUAGCAGAAGUCCCACUUCCGCUCAUUUUCUGUAAACAUGGCGACCUACAGACAGGUCGGCAGGUUGUUGGGUAUUUCAGCACGACUGACGCGUCCAUUUGCUGUCUGUGGACAUCAGAGCGCUGGAUUACACUGGGCCUCACACAACACAGGAGUUGGGAAGAUAUGGCCACAAAACCCCCACUUUGUUGUUCCAGGGAGGACCAUGUUUGUGCAGACCCAAGAUACACCAAAUCCUAACAGCGUAAAGUUUCUCCCAGGUCGCACAGUUCUUGAAUCAGGAACUAUGAAUUUUGAAGGCCCUCGUGACGCGCACUGCUCACCAUUAGCCAGACAGCUGUUUAGGAUUGAUGGAGUCAAGAGUGUCUUCCUGGGCGGCGACUUUAUCACGAUAACAAGAUCAGAUGCAAAUAUGGAAUGGAAAGUAAUCAAACCUGAUGUAUUCGCUGCCAUUAUGGACUUCUUCACCACGGGGCUUCCUGUUGUCAAUGAGGAAAGUGAACCAAACGCAGAUACUGCUCCAUCAGAUGAUGAUGAUGAAGUCGUGGCUAUGAUCAAAGAACUGCUUGAUACUCGAAUAAGGCCGACAGUGCAGGAGGAUGGAGGGGACGUCCUGUAUCGGGGAUUUGAAGACGGCGUCGUUAAGCUGAAGUUGCAGGGCGCCUGCACUAGCUGUCCCAGUUCCAUGGUUACGUUGAAGAGUGGAAUCCAAAACAUGCUGCAGUUUUAUGUUCCUGAAGUUGAAUCAGUGGAGGAGGUGAAGGAAGAGGAAGAGGAGAUGAAUGCUCAAGUUUGAAUUACACCGAAACCUUGAACUGCAUUUACACAUUCCUCUCUCUCCUGGUCAUCUGAUCUGGACACAGCUGGAGGAACUAUUGAACAGCGUGAUGUUUGAAAGACCCAGUGAUCAUCAUUGUCAUUCAUCCUGAUGUUAUUAUUGACAUUGGUAGCUGUUUUGUAAAAUUACUUUACAAUGACAUUAUUUCUCAAGGUAUAGAUCAGGGCUGAAUUAUAUUCUAUUUAUUAUUUCACACAGUUUCACAUUUCUCACUCAAAACACCUUUUAGGUUUGAAGUACAUAUAUAGUGCUGUAUGUAUGUAAAUAAAGUUUAUUGAAAUAUUUUAUAA